AUCUUUCGGCGUAAUGACAUCAUUCUGUAGACCCCCCUCCCCCCGUCAGCUGUGCCAUUAAAGGGCCCUAGCUGAGCUAUCUAAUAGAAAAAUAAAAUAAAAAACUAUUUUAGGGGUUUACAUUAUGGAUAAGAAUGCUACGCGAUACAAAGUACAACUGUAUAUUUAUGAUUUAUCGAGAGGAAUGGCUCGCAGCCUCAGCCCUAUCAUGUUAGGAAAACAACUGGAUGGUAUAUGGCACACAGCUAUAGUGGCAUAUGGUGAUGAGUUUUUCUUCGGAGGCGAGGGGAUCUCCAGCUGUUCACCGGGUGGGACAAUGCUGGGACCUCCAGACACAGUAGUGGAGCUGGGUGAGACCGAAGUGUCUGAGGAGAUCUUCAUGGAUUACCUCUCUUCCCUGGGAGAAAGCACAUACAGAGGUGACAGAUAUCGCCUGUUUGAGCACAACUGCAACACCUUCACCAACGAGGUGGCUCAGUUCCUGACAGGCAGGCCCAUCCCCUCCUAUAUCACUGACCUUCCAUCCGAAGUCCUCUCCACACCGUUCGGCCAGAUACUGCGGCCCAUUCUGGACUCUAUCCACAUCGCCCCUCCCGGAGGUAACGUCAUAAACGGGGGAAGAAACAUCUAACCUGAGAGAGCAGCAGAGUCAGAGUGUUCUCAAGUUUGCUUCCAUUGUAGUCAGUCACUAAGAAGUCUCAAACUUUCUUUCUUUCUGUAAAUAAACUAGAAAUGAAGGUAAUUGCAGUUUGGCAAACUAUAACUGCUAGAUGACAAGUAAAUCCUUAAAAUUCAUCAUUUAAAUAUAAUUUCCUCCUUUUUAAAUCUAGUUGGUUGGUGGAUAGUAAUUAGUGGCAACUCACUGCCCACUUUAAGACAUUUAAUGGUGUCUUGGUCAGUUGACAUCACAUGCAAUGUACUGAGAGGCAGUUGGACAGUAAAAAAAAAAAAUGGAUAGAAUUUUUCAGUAUACCUGCAUAGUCUGACAUCAACAUUUAGUUUCCUACACUGAAAGUCGAGUUUGAUGAAUGUCGCCUCGUCAGACACAGAUACAUCUGUGGUUUUUUAAAAGCGAAUGAUAGCAAAGUACAUUUUGCCAGGUAUUUUAUUGAGAAUUUUGCAACAUUUUGCAAGAUUACAUACUUUUACUCCACAACAUGGAAAUAUUGCACAUCUGAUAGUUGUAAUUAAGGCUCCUACAACAUUAAAAUACCUCUUAGCACAUUAGUGCAUAAAGCUAAAUAAUUAUAUAAUCUAUUUUUUUUUUUUUUUUCGUAGUUUUUUUUUUUGUAGUUUUUUCCCAUUUUGGUAUUGCCACGUUUUUUUAAAGAACGAUUUUAGUUCUUCAGUGUAGUCCUUCUAUAAGGAUUUUAGUUCCCAACAUAUCAGGUUUCACACAUGGUUUCUGCAGUGAGAAUCAUCUGCUGUUGGCUUCAAUGGAAUUAAUCUUUGUGUACACUUUUGCGUAGGUAUGUUUUAAUAUAUUCAAUUCAAAGGAUGCAGUUGGAUGGAAAAUAAGAAAAGGAUGGUUGAAUCUUUUAAUAUCAAUCAGAUUUUAAUUUUGCACUUUUAUGUUUUGUUCCACUUUUUGUUAUUUUGUAGCCUGUACUUAAUUUCCCAUCAGCAAUCGAAUUAAGCUCCUUUGUGCUCACCUACUUACUCUACCUUUUAUAUUAUCAUUCCAUUUGUCGGAGAAUAUGUGAAAUGACAUAGAGCAGGUGAUUGAUGCCUAACAAGCUCAGAGGUUAUAAACUUAUAUUAGAGAUUACAUAAACUUUGUUCAGUGUACAUCUUUAUAGCAGGAUAGGGUUCAGUUCACUAUAAAUCCAGUUAUUUUGCUGUAUACAAAAGUAAACCCUGGAUGUCAUUUGUUAAUGGCAGAGUUUAUUAGAAGAGAAAACAGAAGAUUAAGUUCCAAAGUGCUAUAAAAUCAUUUCCUGGGGACAAUCCUGAUCCAAUUUUUUAAAGACUAAUGAAAAUAACUCUGUUAUGAAACUGUUGUGAAAAUAACAGUUUUCUUGGUCAGAUAUAACCAAGAAUGUAGGGUUUUUUAUAUUAAAUCAACUCUCCGAUAUAAUUAAAAGUGAACUGCACCACAGCCCAGUUAUAUCACAUAAGUUGUGCCUCUUGGCCUGUUUAACCAGCUCCAGAGGGAGAUGCUGAUAACAGAUACACCUGUUCUUUAAUUUCUUUUUAAAAUACAUGUGUUCCAGUUGCCAUGUAGGUAAUUCUAAACAAAUGCACAUCCACAGAUAUUUUUAAUGUAGAGGUGACGAUAUGCAGGGCAAGGUCCUGCACUGUAGACUUAUUAACAACCUGCUUGAGUCCUUUAACAACCACCAGAGUGUGUUUGAUAAUACACCUCUGUGCCUUCAUUUCCCUCCGCUUAGUUCCGGUCCCACCGUUGGGGGUUGGCAUGGUUAUAGUAGAACACAGGUGGUAUAUUCUUACACCGUCUGCAUUAAUUAUCAGAUGGUUAGUUUAAUGUAUGAUGGUCCAGAAACCUUCAAAAUCUCAAAGUACACUAAUUAGGUAAAAGUUGUAAAUAAAACUCACUAAUAUUCAUCAUUCAUUGCAUAUAAUGAAUUAAAUUCCUAACUGUUUAAAACAUAAGCAGUUGUAAACAUUCCAGAUUGAACAACAUCUGGAUCCAGUACUGUAACUCACAGCCUAUAACCUCAGUGCAUUAUCCACUGCACUCUGCCAUCAGAAAGAACACAUAGCUGUCUAAUUUCAAGAUAAUACGCACAGUAGAUGGAAUGUUUUAGGGUUUAUCUGAUUUAAGAUAAUGUUACAAACAAGAACCACACUGAACCUCAUGAUCCUUUCCCUGCUUACAUAAACAGAGUGAAGGAAAAGAAAGACAAGAGGCCUCAAAGAGUGAUUAAACCAGCAUUAACCUUCAUCAUGUUCUCCUGCAAUAAAUAAACCUUACACACACUUACCUUCCAAGCAGUCACCACUAAAGGUUUAACCAGACAUUUCUAAAUAUUUGGCUACUUUUAAAGACUAAUAUAUGAAACUGAAUCCCCCUUUAAGAGGCUAGAAAGCUCAGGUGAAUCUGGGUUACGUUAUUUUGCCUUCUGCUAACCAACUAACUGACCUGCUAACCAGACCACUGAAAUGUAUUACUGCACAAGUCACCCUUUGUUGCUGUAAUGUGUGUUGUUGCUGGCUGCUACCUGUAAUGUGAAAUUGCAACAGAUAUAUUUAUGGAUAUUAUUCCCUAUUUGAGUAAUCUAACUAUGGUAGAUAUGCUUAUGCAUAUUGUUUGUGUAAUUGUUUUUGUAAUUCGACCUAUACAUA
Messenger RNA from Xiphias gladius (swordfish), 3306 nucleotides. It is a transcript of the gene desi1a, whose product is annotated as desumoylating isopeptidase 1a. Gene Ontology annotation, molecular function: peptidase activity. The coding region runs from base 125 to 631 and encodes 168 amino acids. Lineage: Eukaryota; Metazoa; Chordata; Actinopteri; Istiophoriformes; Xiphiidae. The transcript is spliced from 6 exons. Gene Ontology annotation, biological process: protein modification by small protein removal. The record is from RefSeq and is a predicted model, not a curated record.